This is a messenger RNA of Yarrowia lipolytica CLIB122, 1140 nucleotides long. RefSeq lists its product as uncharacterized. Gene Ontology annotation, biological process: positive regulation of transcription by RNA polymerase II; negative regulation of DNA-templated transcription. Gene Ontology annotation, cellular component: MSL complex; chromatin. Gene Ontology annotation, molecular function: histone H4K16 acetyltransferase activity; transcription coregulator activity. The record is from RefSeq and is a predicted model, not a curated record. NCBI's taxonomy places the organism in Eukaryota, Fungi, Ascomycota, Dipodascomycetes, Dipodascales.
AUGCACGACGACCCCUUGGACGAUGAGGAGGAAGAAGAGCCUCCACGAAACAUUGGACGGGUGGUCUUUGGCCCUCGUGAAUUCGACACGUGGUACCACUCGUCGGCAUACUAUUUUUCACAGAAGGACGAACUCAAGAAGUUGACCUGGAAGCGGGCCAUGGCGUUGAUGGAGGCCAAGGCCCUCGACAAGGACAAGGACAAUCACACCUGCGACAUGUCCCGGCUCUUCAUUGAGCGCUACAGCUCUCCGUCUGUUGGCACACCUGGAGGAACCUCUUCUGCAUUAACAUCCUCAACCAUUUCGUCCUCUGGAUCAUCAGCAAACGCAUCUGUGGCCCCCAAUGACCAACCACCAGCCCAGGUCGACUUCCAGGUCAAACAGCUGUUUGUCUGCGACUCGUGUUUCAAAUACUCGAAGGUCUCCAAGGACAUGGCCCAACACCGAAGCACCUGCAAGUAUGUGUUCAAGCACCCCGGAGAGACGGUUUACAAAUCGAAAGACUAUGCCAUUCGCCGUGUUGAUGGCGCCGUUCACAAGCUCUACUGCCAGAAUCUCUGUCUGUUCGCGAAGCUCUUCCUGGACCACAAGUCUGUGUUCUUCGGCGCCGAUGCCUUUGAAUUUUAUGUUGUGCUCGGCAAGGAUACCGCCAGCAGCAGGCACUUUAAACCCAUGGGCUUCUUCUCCAAGGAGAAACUGUCGUGGGACGAAAACAAUCUGGCUUGCAUUCUGGUAUUUCCUCCGUAUCAAAGGCGAGGGCUGGGCAAACUGCUGAUCGAGUUUUCAUACGUGCUGUCGAAGUACGAAGGCCGUAAAGGAAGUCCAGAGCGACCGCUGUCGAAGUUCGGCACUUUAUCAUAUAUGUCUUACUGGUGUACUACGAUAGCCCGGUUCAUCUUGAUAGAGUGUACAGAAGACGUCAUCACGAUUGAGACGAUCAGCGAACAUACUUAUAUCCAGCCGGAAGAUGUGAUGCGAGCACUCAAAGAAAUGCAUGCUGUAGUUCUCUACAGCGACGAAAAAGCCAAGAAGGUACAACUGGGAGGACGGGUUUUGAAGAAAUCUGUUAGACGUUGGGUUAACAGUGGCAAUGUGAAACUGAGCCCUGUGAUUGACGAAUCCAUGGUGUUUUUGGAGUGA